AAAGAGAAAUUAACCAUGAAAGUUGAGACCAUUCUAUGCAUGAACACUGGUGAUGGAGAAUCAAGCUACGCCAAUAACUCACUUGUUCAGGAACUUGCAACAAGAAGAGUGCUGCCAAUUCUAAGGUAUGCAAUAAAGGGUAUUGCGAAUCAAGAUAUUCUUUUCAAAGAUGAAUGUUUUAAGAUAGCAGAUAUGGGAUGCUCUUCUGGCAAAAACACUCUCUUGGUUGUCUCUAGCAUCAUCGAUAUAGUCUAUGAGAUGUAUACAAAAAAUAACCGUGAAGCACCAGCGUUUCAAGUGUGCUUAAACGACCUCUAUGGAAAUGAUUUCAAUCACCUUUUCAAAUUGAUGCCGGAUUUCUAUGCAAAGAUAAGGAAAGGCAAGAAAGAAAAUUUCGGGCCUUGUUUUGUUUCAGCGGUUCCUGGUUCCUUCUAUACAAGACUCUUUCCAGAGCAAAGUUUGCACAUUGUGUACUCCUCUUAUAGUGUUCAAUGGCUUUCUCAGGUACCUCAAGGCCUAGGAGAAAACAAACUAAACUUAUACAUCACGAAAACAAGUCCACCGAAAGUGAUCCAAGCAUAUCAGCAGCAAUUCCAUUGGGACUUCACGACGUUUUUAAAAAUGCGUUCUAAAGAGAUAGUACCUGGUGGAAAAAUGGUUUUAGCAUUUCCUGCUCGAAGCAUCAACGAUCCGACUAGUGAUGAUUGUUGCAGUCUUUGGGAGUUACUAGCACAAUCACUUCUUGACAUGGCCAAAAAGGGGCUUGUUCAACAAUCAGACAUUAUGUCAUUCAAUAUGCCAUUUUAUUAUCCAUGUGAGGGUGAAGUCAGGAAACUUAUUAAAAAUCAGGGAUCGUUUUCUCUUGAUAAGUUGAAUGUUUUUCAAGUCAACUGGGAUCCAUAUGACACAGAUUACACAAGUAUUAAAGAUUCAAGUGAGUCCAGUUAUAUCCACGGGAAAAACGCAGCCAGAAUAAUCAGAGCCGUUGCAGAACCGUUCUUAAAGUCUCAUUUCGGAAGCUCCAUGAUUAAGGAGCUGUUUGAGAAGUAUGAAGAACAUUUGGCAAAACAUCUUGUUAACAAGAAAACAAGACACUUUACUAUAGCCAUUUCGAUGACUAAAAAAGUGAACAAUAUAGAUAUCGUUGGAUUAUGUGACUUGGAAUGUGACAUGGCAUCAGCUGACUAGGCAAGGUGGACCCAAUUUAUGAUGUAGAUUUUAAGGAGAAUUACAUAUAUACUCAAAUACAUCAUAUAAAUUACAAAUAUCCCAACUAAAAAAUUAUAUUACAAAUAUACCCAAUUUAUGUUUUAUUAUGGAUUA
Erigeron canadensis is the source of this 1323-nucleotide messenger RNA. Its product is annotated as benzoate carboxyl methyltransferase-like. The record is from RefSeq and is a predicted model, not a curated record. The transcript has 4 exons. Gene Ontology annotation, biological process: methylation. The coding region runs from base 16 to 1188 and encodes 390 amino acids. Gene Ontology annotation, molecular function: S-adenosylmethionine-dependent methyltransferase activity. Lineage: Eukaryota; Viridiplantae; Streptophyta; Magnoliopsida; Asterales; Asteraceae.